Molecule: messenger RNA, 1708 nt
Organism: Carica papaya (papaya)
Lineage: Eukaryota; Viridiplantae; Streptophyta; Magnoliopsida; Brassicales; Caricaceae
Source: RefSeq, a predicted model, not a curated record
AUGGAGAUUGAAAUGCUGGUGGUUCAGGAAAUAGUUAGAUUUCUGAAAGCUGACACGCCUUUUAUGAAUAUCAGGCCUUUAAGGUAUAGUGUUGUACUGGAUCCUCAUCCAGAUGCGCUGCAUGUUGCUGCAUCUGCUGCAAAUCGGAAUUUAAGGUUACGAGAUGCUGUACUAAGCAGCUAUCAUCAUAAUGAGGUCAAGUUUUCAGAGCUCACUCUUGAUGUAUUCAGGAUGCUUCAGUGCUUGGAAUGGGAACCCAGCGGCUCAUUUUACCAGUCCACUGGUGCUAAAAUUAGUCAAAAUGGCCCUCAGGGCACUCGCAUUAACCACUCCCAGGAUAUAGCUGAUCCUACUUUGCCACCAAAUCCACGCAAAGCCAUCUUAUAUCGUCCAUCUGCAACACAUCUUUUGGCAGUUCUGGCCACCAUUUGUGAGGAACUUCCUCCUGAUGGAGUUCUCUUAAUAUAUUUGUCAGCUUCAGGAAGACUUGGACAGACUGUGUUGUCUCCCUUGGGUUCUGGAACUUGUAGCAAUCCUGCAGAGACUCUUGCUAGGGACUUUCAAUCUAAUACAAUCUCUCCUGUUGUGACUGCAUCUUCUCCAAUCAGGUCUCCAGGUCAUAGUUCAAACUCUCCUUCAAGGCAAACCAAAGGAGAAUGCAGGGGUUACCAUAAUAAUUAUUUGCACUUCGGUACUCGUGGAAAUGGAGGAUUAAGCUGCAUUUAUCCUUGUGACUUAAUUCCUUUCACAAGAAGACCCCUUUUCAUAAUCAUCGACAGUGACAGUAGUGAAGCAUUUAAGAGUAUAAGUGGAGCUGAGAAGGGAGAGCCAGCUGGAUUGCUUUUGUCUCCGAGCAUUUCAGUUCCCAUUUCUGCUGUUGAUUCCUCUCGUCAACCCAGUGCCAGUGGCAGCCUUUUCACCAUUUUUCUCACAGCUCCGCUGCAGGCAUUUUGUUUGUUGCUUGGUAUUUUUGGCUCUGAUGUUGAAAUGGCUGAGAAGUUGCUUUCUUCAUCAUUAAAUGAGUGGGGAUCAACUUUGGCCACAUCAGACACUCUUGAUCCAGUUUGGGCACAGAUAUUAAGAGAUCCAUUCCUGAGGCGACUUCUCUUGAGAUUCCUGUUUUGCCGGGCUGUGUUAACACUAUAUUACCCGACCUUUAACAAGAAAGAAUUUCAUCCAGAGUGCUUGCCUAGUCUCCCAGAGUCUGUUCUACCAAUAGCUGUUGCAUCUCAAACUGUUGUUUUCCGGAUAGCCAACGUUUUCGGUGUAGCUGACAGGUUUGUGUUCUCAGAAAGAAAUGAUCUGCUUCAAAAUACAUGUAGUGACAUAGAGACAAGUUCAUCUUCAUGAAGCAUGACCUAAUAAAUUUUUUUUUUGCUUCUAAAUUUGGGCUGUUAUCCAUUUUAAUGUGUGAGCCUCAGUUACCUGGACUUGUGAUUGAUUAGUCAAUCUUAGUUCAGUUGGUUUGGUUUACCUAAGAAUGUAUGAGGACAGUGAUAUCGCACUUCGUUUUCCCAAGUUUGUGUCUUAUUGUUAAGUGAAGUCUUUCAGCUUGAUGGCCUUGCAUUUUUUAAAUUGAGAAAAUUCUAGUAGUGUGAUUGUACACUUGAUCCCUCUUCGUAAAUUACUUUAGCUAUAUUUGUAAAAGGGCUUAUUUGGAAUGCUCUUCAGUGUUUGUAUCAAAAUAAAACCCUUGGACUUGUAUUUU